UAAAAAUCAACUUUUGUAUUGGGUUCCUUCGGAGAAAAUGAGGAACACAUAUCAUGAAGGGAAGCUCUUGGCAAUGGUGGCUUUCGCCAUUGCUGCUGCCAUUCUCCAAUCUCAUGCCGCCAUUCUCCAAUCUCAUGCCGCCAUUCCAGACAUCAAUAAUUCUCAACAAUUAUCUGCGCAGAUUCACAACAAAUUAAAGCUUCUCAAUAAGCCUGCCCUCCACACCAUCUACACUAAAGAUGGAGAUAUCAUCGAUUGUGUUGACAUUUACAAGCAGCCUGCUUUUGACCAUCCCGCUCUAAAGAACCACACCAUUCUGAUGGAACCCGAUUGGGGCGUCGAUUGGAGGAUGUCGACCGAGCAUAACGAGGCCUUUCAGGUAUGGCAAAGAAGUGGGAGUUGUCCCAAUGGAACCAUUCCAAUUCGCAGAGUUCGUGAACAAGACUUAUUAAGAGCCAAUUCUCUUGAUAGCUUUGGAAAGAAAUUUCCUUAUGAAAGCUCCAAACUCGGGAAAGAAGUCAAUCGUUCGACGGCGAUCCUGUAUACGGCCGGCUUCAAUUACAUUGGCGCUUCAGGACAGCUUAAUGUUUGGAACCCUAAAGUUGAUUUGCCGAGUGAUUUCACAGCUUCAAGAAUUUGGUUGAAAAAUGGGCCUUCGGAAAGAUUUGAAAGCGUAGAAGCCGGCUGGAUGGUUAAUCCAAGGUUGUAUGGAGAUACGAAAACUCGUCUUAGUGUACAUUGGACAGUGGACUCCUACCAAUCGAAAGGGUGCUUUGACUUGACUUGCAGUGGGUUUGUCCAAACGUGGUUAGGUGGACUCCUACCAAUCGAAAGGGUGCUUUGA
Messenger RNA from Cucurbita moschata (crookneck pumpkin), 844 nucleotides. RefSeq lists its product as uncharacterized. The record is from RefSeq and is a predicted model, not a curated record. The transcript has 6 exons. Bases 38 to 844 code for a protein of 268 amino acids. NCBI's taxonomy places the organism in Eukaryota, Viridiplantae, Streptophyta, Magnoliopsida, Cucurbitales, Cucurbitaceae.